This is a messenger RNA of Caenorhabditis bovis, 1629 nucleotides long. The record is from the annotation of a GenBank genome assembly. Lineage: Eukaryota; Metazoa; Nematoda; Chromadorea; Rhabditida; Rhabditidae.
AUGGCCGACGGCGAGAAUCCGAUUCAGAUGCACUCGAAUCGCGUCCUUCAAUUCAUCGAGACGACGUGGAUCGGCAAAUGCCGAAAGCGUUGGCUGCUCGCCGUUCUCGCCAACAUCGGCUUCAUGAUCUCGUUCGGGAUUCGGUGCAAUUUCGGCGCCGCCAAAACGCACAUGUUUCGCAAUUAUUCGGACCCAUGGGGCAAAAUGCAUGUUCACGAAUUCAAUUGGACCGUCGAAGAGGUCAGCGUUAUGGAGAGCUCCUACUUCUACGGCUAUCUGGUGACGCAAGUGCCCGCCGGAUUUCUCGCCGCCAAAUUUCCGCCCAACAAAUUAUUUGGCUUCGGAAUUGGCGUCGGCGCAUUUCUGAACAUCCUCCUUCCAUACGGCUUCCGGACGAAAAGCGACGUGCUGGUGGCGGCAAUUCAAAUUUGUCAGGGCCUCGUGCAGGGCGUCUGCUAUCCGGCGAUGCACGGAGUCUGGCGAUAUUGGGCUCCGCCAAUGGAGCGCUCGAAGCUCGCCACCACCGCGUUCACUGGCUCCUACGCCGGCGCCGUUCUCGGCCUUCCACUCUCCGCGUUCCUUGUCUCCUAUGUCACUUGGGCGGCGCCGUUUUAUCUCUACGGUGUCUGCGGUGUAAUCUGGGCCGUCGUUUGGUUUUGUGUUACGUUUGAGAAGCCCGCAUUCCAUCCGACAAUUUCGCAAGAGGAGAAGAUAUUCAUUGAAGACGCCAUCGGGCAUGUCUCGCAAACGCAUCCGACGAUCCGCUCGAUUCCGUGGCGCGCCAUCGUCACCUCGAAGCCGGUGUGGGCGAUCAUCGUCGCCAACUUCGCGAGAUCAUGGACCUUCUACCUGCUUCUUCAAAACCAGCUCACUUACAUGAAAGAGGCGCUGGGAAUGAAGAUUGCCGAUUCGGGACUACUCGCCGCGGUGCCGCACGCCGUCAUGGGACUCGUUGUGUUGUUCGGCGGCCAACUCGCCGACUAUCUACGCUCCAACAAGAUACUCUCAACGACGGCGGUUCGAAAAAUUUUCAAUUGCGGCGGAUUCGGCGGCGAGGCCGCUUUCAUGCUGAUCGUCGCUUACACAACCAGCGACACCACCGCGAUUCUCGCGUUGAUCGCCGCCGUCGGAAUGUCGGGUUUCGCCAUAUCAGGUUUCAACGUCAACCAUCUCGACAUUGCUCCCCGCUAUGCGGCAAUUCUGAUGGGCUUCUCGAACGGCAUCGGAACGCUCGCCGGUCUCACGUGUCCGUUCGUCACCGAAGCGUUCACGGCGAACUCGAAAAGCGGAUGGACUAGCGUGUUCCUUCUCGCCAGCCUCAUCCACUUCACCGGCAUCACCUUCUACGCCGUUUACGCGUCCGGCGAACUUCAGGAUUGGGCCGAGCCCAACGACGAUGAGGAAGCGUGGGCGAACAACAAGCUAGUCAACAAGACGGGCAUCAACGGAAGCGGCUACGGCGCCGCCGAGACGACGUUCACACUGCCGGCCGGCACCGAACAGGCGUCGUAUCAAGCGGCGCCGAUUCCGCCGCCGACGACGAAUCCGUUCGCCGGCGCGUGGGACGACAAUCCCGCCACCACCACCACGGUCCUUCAGAAUCCGCACUAUCAGCAACCGCAGUGGUAA